Lycium barbarum (goji berry) is the source of this 1412-nucleotide messenger RNA. RefSeq names its product F-box protein SKIP19-like. Lineage: Eukaryota; Viridiplantae; Streptophyta; Magnoliopsida; Solanales; Solanaceae. The record is from RefSeq and is a predicted model, not a curated record. The transcript is spliced from 2 exons. Bases 200 to 1246 code for a protein of 348 amino acids. Gene Ontology annotation, molecular function: protein binding.
AAAAAAAAAGCUCAGUGGACAUUUUUUUUCAUCCGAGGGAGUAGUAUACGACCUCCAAAGGGGUCCCCUUUUUCUUCAAAGACUCCUAAUAUAGCUUCCGCUCAUGUCCUCCAAUCAAUCAAACAACUCAAACCCUAGAAGAAGUAAAAAAAGAACAAAAAAGGAAAAGUAAGUAGGUAAAAACAAGAAGAAGGCGUCAAUGGUGAAAAACCCACCGUGGUUAGAACUAGGGGAAGAUAUAUGGGCCAACAUAUUACACAGGUUGGGUGCAAUAGAAAUACUACAAACAGCACAGAAAGUGUGCACUACGUGGAGGCGAAUAUGCAAAGACCCAUCCAUGUGGCGAGUCAUUACCAUGGGGAAUGAUGGUGACCUCUUUAAAAUAACUUAUGAGUUAGAGGUAAUGUGCCGCCAUGCCAUUGAUCGUAGCCAAGGUGAACUUGUUGAUAUCAAUUUAGAGUACUGUGCUACUGAUCACUUGCUUGAGUACAUAGCAGAAAGAUCAGGAAAACUGAGAAGACUUAGUAUUGCGUGUUGCUACCGUAGGGUAUAUAAAGGCUUCGAUGCAGUAGCUCAUAAGCUACCACUGUUAGAAGAGCUAAGUUUGACACACACUACUAUCACACCAAAAGCCAUUGAAGCUCUUGGUGGCUCGUGCCUGAAGUUGAAGUCGUUUGAAUUGAAUAACUCAUUCAAGGAGGAUUUUAUUGACGACUCUGAUGAAGAAUAUGAAAGAAAUAAAGAGGCUCGAGCUAUUGCUAAAAGCAUGCCUGCCUUGCACCACCUUCAGCUCAUUGGGAACUGUAUGUCAAACAAAGGCCUUGAAGCUAUCCUUACCGGUUGUCCUCACCUUGAAUCACUUGACCUACGACAGUGCAACGGCAUUUGGUUCGACGAAGACUUAAGUAACAAAAUUUCUCGACAGAUUAAAGAUGUGAAGCACCCUCAUGACUCUUUGGAUGGUCUUAAAUUUUCAUUUGAGUAUGAGGAUGGAAUUGAUGAGUAUAGCGAGCUUGGUGACACGUCUGACAAUGACUAUAGCGAGCUUGGUGACACGUCUGAUGAUGACUAUAGUGAGCUUGGUGACACGUCUGAUGAUGACUAUAGCGAGCUUGGUGACACAUCUGAUGGUGACUCUGGUUUUUUAGAAGAUAUAGGUAUCCUGUUUCUUGGAUUAGCCUCAUUUAUGAUGUUGCGGGCUUUGUUUGGUCAUUGGAUUGUGAAUAGUGCUCCAGGUGUCCGCUGAUCGAAUUUUAUCAAGUGUGUUAAUAUUGCUUUAUUGGAAUGACUUGGCUGAACUUCAAAUUCCGCGUCCAAGUUUAUUUCAUUUGAAGAACUAACAAACUCCCCUGGAUUUUCAACCCCUCAGAAAUUAGAUUGAGUGGAUAUAUAAAGGUUUGAAGUUUACCGUC